CUGCUGUCUGCUCUGCUGCUGCCUUUCAUUUUAUUCUUUGCUAGGGGCCGGCUCGGCUUGCACAGGUCCGGCCGUUCAUCCCUUGGCUAGCGAGCGAGCCACCUAUAUAUAUACAAGGAAAAGGAAGAGCGGGUUCUUGGAUCGGACGCCGCUGGCUACUCCCGUCUUUUGCAUCGUCACGCUAUCGGAGAAGCUGAAGCUCUGAGCUUCAGUUCUUGAGAGAAUUAAUAAGCUCGACCGGCCAUGAAGGGUGGCGCAGGAGACAAGGCCGGGAGGAGCAGGCCGCCGCCGCCGCCGCUGCGGAUGGAGUCGCAGCGGUUCAGGCUGCUGUCCAUCGUCGUCGGCUGCUUCAUCUUCUCCAUCGUCUUCCUCCUCUCCUCCCGCCCCGACGCCACCGCAUUCAACACCAUGAGCCCCAAGGCGUCGUUGGAAGACGCGCGCAGGCCGGCCGUCAAGACCCUGCGCUCCUCCGCCGGCUUCGGCCCAGAUUUCCAUGUGGACAUCCUGGCGCAGCAGGGGCAAGGAGGGAGCCAUAGCCUCCUGAAGCAGAGUGUCGAGCAGAGCAACGACAGGGCGGUCACAGAAUGGGUUAGAGACACGGUGAUCGUGGAGGAGAGGAGCGAUGUGGAGAGAGAAGCAGAGCCGGAGGAGCCGGAGCGUGAUCGCGACAGCAAUGCCGCUGCCGCGACGUCUAACUCCGACGACCACGCAGCAGCAGGUGUCGAGAAGGCAGUCCAAGACAACGCCGUGAGGGCCACGGCCGCCGCGAUCACCGGGCAACCGGCCGCGGAAACGACGUCGACUCUGCCUGACCAGAUAGAGAAGCGGCAAGUUGGCGGUCUGCUCAAGCUCCAGGAGCAGACGACGGAGCGCAAGGAAUCAACACAUUCCAGGGACCAGCAGCCACGGCCCCCGCUGUGCGACUUCUCCGACUUCCGUAGCGACGUAUGCGACUUCGCCGGUGACAUCCGCAUGGACGCCAACGCGUCGGCGUUCGUCGUCGUUGACCCGGCCGGCGGCGCGAACGGCCAUUGGCACAAGGUACGGCCGUACCCGCGGAAGGGCGACGAGACGUGCAUGGGCCGCAUCACCGAGAUCACCGUGCGGACGACGGCCGACGCGGAGGCCGCGCCGCGGUGCACAAGGAUGCACACCGCGCCGGCGGUCGUGUUCUCGAUCGGCGGGUACACGGGCAACAUCUUCCACGACUUCUCCGACGUGAUCGUGCCUCUGUACAACACUGUGCAGCGGUAUCGCGGCGACGUGCAGCUCGUCAUGGCCAACGUGGCCUCGUGGUGGCUCGUCAAGUACGAUACGCUCCUCGGCGAGCUGUCGCGCCACGCGCCGCUCGAUCUUGCCAAGGCCGGCGCUGCCGGGGAGGUGCACUGCUUCGGGCACGCCGUGGUCAGCCUGCGUGCGCACCGGGAGCUCAUCAUCGAGCGGGAGCGCAGCCUGGACGGUCUUGCGACGCCGGACUUCACGCGGUUCCUCCGGCGCGCGCUUUCGCUGCCCCGGGACGCGCCCACGCACCUCGGUGACGGCACAGGGCGGAAGCCCCGCCUGCUGAUCAUCUCCCGCGGCCGCACCCGGCUGCUCCUGAACCUCGACGCUGUGGUCCGCGCGGCGGAGGAGGUAGGCUUCGAGGCCAUCGUGAACGAGUCGGACGUGGCCAACGGCAUCUCCCAGGUGGGGCGGCUGAUCAACUCGUGCGACGCUCUGGUGGGCGUGCACGGCGCGGGGCUGACCAACAUGAUGUUCCUGCCGCCGGGCGCGACGAUGGUGCAAAUCGUGCCGUGGGGAGGGCUGCAGUGGAUGGCGCGGGCAGACUACGGCGAGCCGGCGGAGGCGAUGGGGCUCAAGUACAUCCAGUACGACAUCACCGUCGGCGAGAGCACGCUCAAGGACAAGUACCCAAGAGAUCACAAGAUCUUCAGCAACCCGACGGCGCUGCACAAGAAGGGAUUCAUGUUCAUUAGGCAGACGCUCAUGGACGGCCAGGACAUCACCGUCGACGUCGGCCGCUUCAGGGAGGUGCUGCUCCAGGUUCUCAGCAACCUCGCGCAGUAGCUAGCUGCGUGACGAGCUAGUUGUUACAUGCAUCCGUGCAUGUACAGUGCUACGUAUAUAUACAGAACAUACCACUACCAUGUAUGUAUGUACGUACAUUAAUUUAGUUGGAGCUUUGUAAUGUCACGCAACACUCCACAAGAGAUUUUUUCUAUGGAAAAUCACCUUGAGAUAUUUUGUUCA
Molecule: messenger RNA, 2250 nt
Organism: Phragmites australis (common reed)
Lineage: Eukaryota; Viridiplantae; Streptophyta; Magnoliopsida; Poales; Poaceae
Product: alpha-1,3-arabinosyltransferase XAT3-like
Exons: 7
Coding region: 244-2067 (607 amino acids)
Molecular function (GO): glycosyltransferase activity
Source: RefSeq, a predicted model, not a curated record